Messenger RNA from Salvia miltiorrhiza (redroot sage), 1960 nucleotides. RefSeq names its product actin-58-like. NCBI's taxonomy places the organism in Eukaryota, Viridiplantae, Streptophyta, Magnoliopsida, Lamiales, Lamiaceae. The record is from RefSeq and is a predicted model, not a curated record. The coding region runs from base 543 to 1676 and encodes 377 amino acids. The transcript is spliced from 5 exons.
UAUUUGUUUUGACAUAUUUUUUUUUUUUUGAAUAAAUUGUAUAAAUUUUCGAACACCUUUUUUCUUGAGAAAUAGAUACUUUUAUACCUAAUUAAGAAAGGAUGAUAUAAUUUUAUACCAUCUAAUGAAGAGUGAAUAAAUAUAUUAUCAUUAAAAUUAAAUACGAUAUUGAAAAUAUGAUCCCUAUUUUAAAUAAUAGUAAUACCUCAUUAUACUAUCCUUUUAUUCAUGGGGAUAAAAAGCAAACGAAAGUGUAUUGGUUGCUAACUUGCUAAUUGCUUUUCAUGCCAUAAAUGUCAAUAUGUAUUUGCAUUUCUUUUAUUUUGAAGCAAUGUAUUUGCAUUUCAUUUCAACGUCAUUUCAUUUCAUUUUCAUACAACACUUUCAAACCCGAAUAUAUAGUUACACUCCCUCACUCUCUCUCUCUGUCUCUCUAAAAAUAUUCUGCCUGCCAUUUUGAUUUGCAGUCAUUCCCUAUAUAGCGACUCAUCUCGCACACUAUUGUUAGCUAGCAGGAGCAGAUCGAGAGUGUAUAAGUUAAGAUGGCAGAGGGAGAGGAUAUUCAACCCCUUGUUGUUGAUAAUGGUACUGGAAUGGUCAAGGCUGGUUUUGCUGGUGAUGAUGCCCCAAGGGCAGUUUUCCCUAGCAUAGUAGGUCGUCCUCGACAUACAGGUGUUAUGGUUGGGAUGGGUCAAAAAGACGCUUAUGUAGGGGAUGAAGCUCAGUCUAAGAGAGGUAUUCUUACGUUGAAGUACCCGAUUGAGCAUGGUAUAGUGAGCAACUGGGACGACAUGGAGAAGAUUUGGCACCACACCUUUUACAACGAGCUCCGUGUUGGCCCUGAAGAGCACCCUGUUUUGCUCACCGAGGCUCCACUCAACCCCAAGGCGAACAGAGAGAAAAUGACUCAGAUCAUGUUUGAGACCUUCAAUGUGCCGGCCAUGUACGUUGCUAUCCAGGCCGUUCUCUCGCUUUAUGCUAGUGGUCGCACGACAGGUAUCGUGCUCGACUCUGGUGAUGGUGUGAGCCACACAGUUCCUAUUUACGAAGGUUAUGCUCUACCCCACGCUAUUUUGAGGUUGGAUCUUGCUGGUCGUGAUCUCACCGAUUAUCUCAUGAAGAUACUGACUGAGAGGGGUUACAUGUUCACCACAACUGCCGAGCGGGAAAUUGUCCGCGACGUAAAGGAGAAGCUUGCGUAUGUUGCACUUGAUUUCGAGCAGGAAACGGAGACAUCGAAAAACAGCUCUUCUGUGGAGAAGAGCUACGAGCUUCCCGAUGGACAGGUUAUUACGAUUGGUGCUGAAAGGUUCCGCUGCCCAGAAGUGUUGUUCCAGCCAUCACUGAUUGGAAUGGAAGCUGCUGGAAUUCACGAAACGACCUACAACUCCAUCAUGAAAUGUGAUGUGGAUAUCAGGAAGGAUCUCUAUGGUAACAUCGUGCUCAGCGGUGGAUCAACUAUGUUCCCGGGCAUUGCUGAUCGUAUGAGCAAGGAAAUAACAGCUCUUGCUCCGAGCAGCAUGAAGAUCAAGGUGGUUGCGCCGCCUGAGAGAAAGUACAGUGUCUGGAUCGGAGGAUCGAUCCUAGCAUCUCUCAGUACUUUCCAGCAGAUGUGGAUCGCGAAGGCAGAGUACGACGAAUCUGGUCCUGCUAUUGUUCACAGGAAGUGUUUCUGAGCUCGUGAACACGGUGUUAUAAGUUUCUUGUAUCGGUUAAAGCUUUGGAUUUAGCUUGAGUUGGAUUUGCAGAUUUGAGGUCAUGAAUUGAUUUUGCAAGGUCUUUUCCAUGGUUGGUAACUUGGUAUGCUAUAAUUCUAUCUUUUAUUUAUAAAUAAUUUAAUUUUAUUGGGUUAUGUCUCCUAGAAGUUUAUGUAGCGUAGUGCUGUAAUAUUUUGGAUGGCACUAAACUUCUUAUACAUAUUUUUCUACAAGCUUACUUGGAAUGCAAUGGAUUUGUUGCA